Molecule: messenger RNA, 7602 nt
Organism: Symsagittifera roscoffensis
Lineage: Eukaryota; Metazoa; Xenacoelomorpha; Acoela; Convolutidae
Exons: 36
Coding region: 16-7251 (2411 amino acids)
Source: RefSeq, a predicted model, not a curated record
UGCAAAUGUAGAAAUAUGUCUACUGAGUUCGGACUUUAUCAGUCGACUUCCACAAACCGCGCGCGUUUGCUCGAAAAUGAGUUCCAAAAGGAGUUCAAUAAUUUCAAAUCUGAUCUGGAAGACUUUGAAAUGAGCUUAGGGGUGGCGCCGCGGGCUUCUUCGACUGCUCAAAUACCUCUUAGCUGUGACCACUUCCGGAAGAUGCGUCAAUUGACUAUUGACCGAGCAUUGCAAGUGCCAGGAGCUAAGCCGCUGAAAAUACAGUCCGAAAUAAUGAAGGAAGUAAUGAACGACUCUUUGAAGUUAGAAUAUACAAACCACGGUGUCGCCUUCAUUUUAUUGGAUUUUUUUGUCAACUCUGUCCGAGAAACUGCUGUGUGCCGAUAUAAACAUCUUUUGAGAUGGAAGCGAUUCAUUCAUUCUUCGAAGGAUGCGGAGAAGUUGUACCCUGAAUAUCGUCAACGACUAGGAAACAAUUUGGCGCAGUACAAUGAUUUCAUCAGCAGGGCAAAAAGACUAUCUGUUGCACGAGACGGCCAUCUGUUCAACAAAAUGGAAAUGGGUUUCAAUGCGAUCCAAGAAGAUGAUUUUCAAAUUUUCACGAAAUGGAUCAUCACGCAUUUUCACGCAACUAAACGCUUCAAUCAGUUUUACAAGGGUUUACAGUGGGUUCAUCUGAUCCGAAGAUCCGACCUCACAUUCGAAGCAAUCGACUCUGAGCUGCAGUCCAUGGAAACGAUGAAAGAAGGAACUGAUUACGGGGAUAACGGAUCCCUGUUGCAUCAAAAGUCAGCAAAUGCAGGCCAUAGCAGCAAAAAUGACGAUGCCCGCACUAGUGUAUCAGCCAGUUCUGCCUACACUUCAGAAUCACAACAUUACUCAACCAUGUAUACUUCUAGCGGGGCAACACUGACUGCAGCAGCUGCGGACGGUCAGCCUGCUGCCAUAUAUGGAAGUCAACAAGGAUUUGUACUGGCUGGUGAUUAUGUCUGUGAGCCUAACUCGAGCUGCAGUGACUUGGGAGUGCCCUAUCUGACCAGUUCAUUCGAGGACCUCUCGAAGCUCCUGGAGGCGUGGAUCAAGUGCUACGGCAUUAAAGCGGACAUUGAGAUGAUAGAAUCAGCGGCAGAUGAGAUGGACUUGUUCUCAAAAGUGAACAAGAUAUUCUCGCGUGUCUUUCAGAAACAGGAGAGCCAGUUUUCGUUUCCAGUGUACGAGACUAUGGAUUCAGGAAAAAUACCUUGGGGAAAAGAUACAAGUGACCACUGUGUGUUGAAAGAGGCCACUUGGUUGGACCACUGUUCCAUGAAUCCCAGAAUAGAGCAUGCGGGUCAAGUCAAGUUCUUCACGCAACUCAGAGCACAGUCAUCUGUAGAUGAGUUGUUGAAAGCCCAGUCAGCCUUUCUGUCGAUAAAGCAAUACGAUCAAGUCCAAAGAGUACUCAAGUACCAGGCAACUUCACUGAGAAUCAACCGAGUAAUUGAGCCAUCAAGUGUCGCCAGUCACAGGUGUGAGAACAGAACUCACAAACUGUUCCUGGAGAUUUACACGAACGAGAGUCUGUUCACGUCUUCUGGUGACCGGCAGGUGGACUCUGAUUUGGAUGAUAUGGAGGAAGAUGGGACUGGGGGGACGAAGACGAGGCGAAAGUCGAAAAAGAAGAAUCUGGGAGUGAACAGUUACGAUUACAGUGAGACUCUGCAGUUGCUGGGUCUGAACGAGGGAGACGCAGAUUCAGACACAGUCAAUCUGCAAGGAGGUCAUCUGGCUUAUAUCCACUUGCGCCACUUGAGAAUUAGGGAGCUGAAGAGGAACUGUCUCGCCAGUCUGAACUACUUCAGGUCUCUGGAGAGAACCCUCACCGUAAAUGAUAAUGGAGUGUCGCUUGACGGAUCCCUGGAUCAGAUACCUCAAGAUAAACAUGACCUACCGGAAUACCACCUUGCAUCCGGACCCAAUCCACUGGAAUCCCACGCGUAUUUGUACAACACGCCAGCAGACUAUCAGAUCUAUGCCUCCAAAUUCAUGGACCUGAGCGACGUGGAAAACCACGACGACUACUACUUUGUGGGUAAUAAGUACGAAAAGCCUAUUAAUGAGAGCUCAAUGGGGAGCGAAGAGAGUGAAUUGGUCGGGACUAGUGGCAGUACACGAGUGCACGUGCAGGACGAGAAGGGAUUCUACAUCAUGUAUGAUGUGGCAGUGUCCGAUUUCCAUAUGCUGGAGAAAGACCUGCUGUUGAUGGGCUCAUACUUCAUUCAGAAGGAGAGGGAAUCCUUCAAAAGAUCGGAGCAAAUGUUCAAAAAAUCAAAACAAGGAUCGUUUCUCGACUCUGAAUCCAAAAUGGCAGAAGAAUCUCACAAGUUGUCCAAAUAUGGACAUGAAAUGGUUGAUCGAAUGGGAGUUUUAUUCGAUCUCUGGAAUUGCGAGUUUCAAUUCCUGGAGAAGAAACAACAGCUGAUCGACCUGUACAUGGAAUGCUACCAUCACACGCUGAAUAUCGAAGACCAAAGACGCCUUGCGCAGAUUGUCACUGACUUGAUUCAUCUAAGGCCUCGAAUUGACCCGAAUGAUUCGUACUUCGUGAAAAUAUACAGACUGGAAACUAUAAAUUUGUCCCUCAAAAUAGACUUAGUUCGGAAGUUGAUUGAAAGUCACGUUGAAACGCAGCGCGACUACGUCUCACGGAUCUGUCGAGAAGGUGACGAGUUCUACGGAAUUCCGAUGAACAUUAUUCCGAAACAACCGGUGUUGUUACAUAACAACUUAGGUAAUCUGCAACCCCUUUACUUGCUGGAAUUCCACCCCACGUUAGCUCACAUAGCGGGUCUGGAGACGUUCCUUAGACAUGGAUUCCAGGGAGCAGUUGAUCACGUUGGACCGAUGACUGUGACUGAAACGUUGGCGUUGAAUAAGAUUUUCCUGGAAAAAGCCAAUGCGGAAUGGGAUGCGUUGCCGCCAUAUGGAGGUGGUUAUUCUGUCCAAGUGCAAAAGGAGCUCUACGCUGACAUGUUUAUCGAAGACCCUCUGUUUGUAUGCGAAGUUGGCCACAGUUUGGCAGUUGAUGAAGAUGGAUCCCGCAAGCCGAUGGUGGAAAAGCAGAACCAGAUGGUACUGUACUGGUCUAGACUGCUCGAGAUCCUCACUCUGAGACAUAGGCUAAUGGAGAGUGCCUGGGAAGGCGAAGUGCUUUCGAAGCUCUACAGAACUGUAUGCGUGUCUGAAAAAAUAGACGAGUUUCAUUUGUACAUGAGACUAAAUCAGUUUGAAUAUGGUCAACAGAAGAACAGAAAUCCACCCCCGUUUUUGUCUCAUAUAAGCGAAGACGACGGUGCACUGAUUGACCGAUACAUUCCUUCAUUUCUAAGUCUAGCAGUGCAUGAGUUGGACGACAACCAAGUGGGAAGUUUCAACUUCAGGUCCAGAGAGGGAUUGCUGAAGUUGAUGUCCAGUCCAACAGGUGUGGAGAAUCUUCAAGUUGCAUUGCUGGCUCAGAUAUGUAAUGACAAUGUGUUGCAAGUUUGCUCUGAAUUGAAUCUAAAUGCGGCUCAGAUAUUCCAGAAGCCUUAUGUGAAUGAGAAAGAGAGAUUGAUGGCGGCUAACUCAAAGAAAGGAACGGGGCAUUCAAAAAGGGGUCUUUUGGCGCCGACUAAGCCGUUUGGAGUUGCGGACAAGCACGAGAGUGAAAAGGCGGCAGAUAGUGUUAAGUUGAAGCACUCCAAGAGUGCUGCGAAGACACCAGCGCCCCCCGCACACACGCCGGAAGCAUUCAUUUCAGUACAACUAGAAAAGUCGUACGUGCGGGACCUGAUGAUGAAUGAGUUUGUGAAGAAGAAGAGUCAGAAUGCACUGAUGAUGAGGAAUCAGGAGGAGGUGGAGAAGAUGAAGAGGAAACUCAUCUGCUGGUUCUGCACAAACCUCACCAAGAAGACCAGCGAGUACACUGCCAAGAGUCAGAUGUUGCUGUGCUAUGGAAGUAUGUUGAAACUACUGGACAGCUACCCCUUUCUCAGAGACAACUACUUCUCAGUCGGCCAGUUCAAAGAGAAGAAGGCAGCUGAAGACGACAGACCCUUGGACAACAUCGCCCAACAGGGGAACUUCGUGAAGCGCCCUCGUCGUGUGCUAUCGUCGAAUGGGAAGCAGGUGUUGAACAUCUGGUUCAUCCCCCACCCAAGUGAACUGAUGCACCUGUUCCGCAAUCUGGACGAGGACUCCAAGAACAAAGCUUGUCUGCAGAUGUGCACAAUCGUAUCAGCCGUCCAUGAUAUCUUCAAGUUGCUCUCAGCCCAUGCCAUGGCCGGAUGUUCCUACGCCAGACUGGGCUCACAGGUCAACACCGUUUCAGCCGCCUGGGGAGGCAUAGAGGGCAUCGGCACUGAACUGGUGGAGAUCCAGAAGCAGAUCAAUGCUCUGGCUAACCCGAAUGACCCAGAGCAGGUGACUGGCUUCCUGAAGUUGAAGAGAGAGACGAUGUUGUUGGAGUUCGAGACUGCUGUGAGAUACCCGAUCAGAGAUCAGUUCAUUGUUGCCAAGAACACAAGAGCUUACCAGGACAUCAGCAUAAUGAUGCACUUCGCUCUUAACAGCAUGAUCAAUGUGCAAAUUCCAAACGUGUGCGGUGGAAACAACCUGAUAACGCCAUUGCCGCAUCAAGGAAGAGAUCCGCUAGCGAAAGAAUUGUUCCCCUGGAGAGCUUCCCUAGACAGGAAUGGGAGUUUCUUGUGCUGCAUUGACUCGCCCAACACGCUCAUAGACAGUGUACUUCUAUGCUUCAGUCCACUCAGAAAUGCAGAAAGACAAGUGGCCAAUGGAGAGAUACUUGGCAUGUCUUUAAUGCUUGAGGAUGUGCUACAAACAGGGGAGCACGCGUUCAGUCUGAGUGACGAUCCGAAAGCACCCAAGAGUCCUCUUGUCACAGACGUGGAUGGGUCUCUCUUAGAAGAGAGCACACCUCAUUUGCACUUGAAGAACUCCCGCAAGAGUCUGUCGAAGUUGAAGGAGCCAGUGGAGUCGUACAGGGUAUGCCAGCAAUUCCUCCUGUUGUGGAAGAGGAAUGAGUUCCUGAGACUCAACUGGGCUCUGGGCAGACUGGGAAACAUCAAGAGACUCACCAGAGUGGCCGAGUUCAAGGAAUUCGUCAACCUGUACCGUCGUGAUGUGUUCUACCCUACUGUGAGGACUCUGGCAAAGAAGUACAAUCAGUUGGACCACUACUUGAAUGCCACCAUAAACGACACUGACCCCAUCACCAUCCCACGCGGAUGCUCAGAGGUUGAACUCCGAUUGAAGUUGACAGUGAAGCUGAUGGACACGAUAGAGUGUCGGAUGAUUGACAGUAUGCGGAAGAAGAUGGCCAUGGAACAUGCCAAACUGCUGGCUGAGAAGUCCAGGGAGGAGGGAGCACUGCCCACUGAUUUAUGGAAGAAACCAGCCAUUAAAGAACAGUUCACUCUGAUCCGUCCUCACAUUGCGGAGCAGUUUUCGGAGAAGCUAGCUUCCAUAGCUGAACAGACUACAGACACGACAGUUACUCUGAGAAGGGAGGAUCUGACGAGGAGUCUGGCCUGGCUGGGAGACAGUCUGAUGGAGAGAGAGAAGAGGAACUUCGAGACUUACUCUAUGUUCUAUGAGAACAUACUCAAACAUAAGACCAGAUUGUUGUUCAAGACCGAACAGGACAAGAAACAGUUGAUUGAAUCCAUGAAGGACUUCCACCGCAAUUCGGCCGUGGACUCCCAAUGCAGACUAGCUGCGGAGUGCUACUCUUUACUCAUGGAAGUGACUGCUCUUCGGUGUCAGUUGGAGGAGAAGGACUCUGAGAUAGUGGCCACUGAGAAGAAGACGAGGGAAGCUGUGAGAAGUGAAUUCAUGGAACUGGUGCAUGACCUCUUUCAAACCACAUACACAAAUAGAGUGGAUGUGAGUCAGUACCAGCUGCACUUCUUCAAUGACGCCUCGGAUCUGAUCCAGAAGGCUGGGGAUGAAGUGAGGAGGAAGAUAGACGACUGGAAGGACAAGGUCGCCGAAGCAGCAACUUGGGAUAGAUUCGACAGAGAAAUAGAUGAGUUCAACAAGCAGACAUUGGUGGAGUACCGGAAUAACAUUCUGGAUCUGAGGCAGCAGAAGGAGGCGAUGGAGGUGUCGAUGGAGAAGCAGAAGGCAUACUACAAGUGGAAGAUAUCCUCCACCAAACAACAGCUCCUUAACGAGCUGGAGGAUUGCAAGGGAGAGGUGGAUGGUAAGAGGAGGGAGAGACUGGGCAUGCAGUUGAUGUGCGAGGAGGAAGUGGGACUGUACAGACAACAGUGCACUGCUCUCAAACGCAGUCUAGCUCAGUCGGAGAACUCACAGCAAAAACUUCACUCCAUGCUCAUGAAAGAACAAAAGGAGAAGAUGGAGAAGGACCAUGAGAAGCAGCAGAGGGCGAGGAGUGACCAACAGUUGGAGGUCACCAGGGCGGCCAACUUCGAAAACCUGUUGUCUAAAUUGGAAGAAUCGGAAAUGCGCUUCCGCUCUUCCCUCAUUGAGAAGUCGCGAAUGGACAAGGCCAAUGAGUACUUGUUCGACAAGUCCCAGAAGACAAUAGACAGUCUGAAGAAGAACCUGAAUGCGGAGAGAGCUGUGAAGCAGGAUGCAGUGAGUAGACUGGAUGAUCUGCAGAGUAUGGUGGGAGAAGGCAACGAGGACUCCUAUGUGGGGGGAGGAGCCAGUAAAUCCAGACCCCAAACUGCCAACUCCACUAAAAGUGUCCGAUUCAUCCAAGAUCCGUCUGUUAUCUCGACAUACGGAACAAAUGCUGGACUGUCCCAAAGAGUGAAGAGCGCUGGAACCUCUGGGAGAAACAGACCCUUCAGUUCGGGAUAUUCGAGCGUCGUGCGCCCCUUGACGAGCGAGGGCAACUACGGAAUGGGUACACAGGAGGGAAGUCGGGUCACUUCUGGACGUGUGACUGGAGCAGGCAUGUCGAGGCCAGUCUCGUCUGCUUUCGGGACACCUGGAGGCAAUAUGAAUAGACCGAAAACAUCGAGUGCUCGUCUGCAACAAGGGAACACUGCAGCCGCGACUAGGAUCUACCGACAGUUGAAGCAGGAGGAACAAUACUGGGACCACAGGGCCAUGGUGGAGGUGAACCACACCAACAAGCACGCCGCUGCCGCCGCCAUCACAGCCAACACGCCCACUGAUCAGAGACAGUUUGCUAAUAGCAUUGCCAGUAGGCCAACAUCUGGCGUCAUGUUCCAACAGUGAUAGGAAAACGAAUCGAGUCAUGCUAGCCAUAAAUAGUAGAACCAUGCUGACGUCAUUGCCACACGAUAAAAAAAAGAAAAUCCGCCUAAUACUCCUUGUCAUGCUUUAAUGGCAUUGUAAAUUUCAUCAUUUAGUUUCAUCAUUGUCGUUGCGAAUGUACAAAAAAAACAUUGUCUAUCAAAUAGUUGUAAAUUGAAAUAUUGUACAUAGUAGAAAUUCUGUGUAAAUUGUAAAUACAUAUUUCAUCAGUAGUUUCUCUUCAUGUGAAAUAUAAAAACUAUAAAAAUUAGAUGAAAGUAAUUCCUUUGGGCUAAAGACUUAUGUAAAUCUUUGUAAUUAUAUAAAAUUACA